Molecule: messenger RNA, 3381 nt
Organism: Sorghum bicolor (sorghum)
Lineage: Eukaryota; Viridiplantae; Streptophyta; Magnoliopsida; Poales; Poaceae
Product: kinesin-like protein KIN-14A
Exons: 20
Coding region: 135-3131 (998 amino acids)
Biological process (GO): microtubule-based movement
Molecular function (GO): ATP binding; microtubule binding; microtubule motor activity
Source: RefSeq, a predicted model, not a curated record
UCGAAUUUCAAACCACCUCUUCCUCCCCCUCCAGCCCUCUCUCCUUGCUCGCCCUCCUCGUCUCCUUCCCAUCGAAGCUUCUACGCCCUCGCCGAAGGCCCCGUCCCCGUCCUCGGGGAGCGCGAGGCGCAGCCAUGGCGGAGCCGCGUCGGGUGUCGUUCCGCGACGGCCGCCUCGCGUCACGGAAGGCGGAGGAAGCCGCAUUGAGGCGGCAUCAGGCUGCAGCCUGGCUCCAAGCAAUGGUGGGCUCUUUUGGCCUGGCCCCUUAUCCGUCGGAGCAGGAAUUCGUUGCUUCUCUAAGGAAUGGCAUUGUCCUAUGCAAGGCAAUCAACAAGUUACAGCCCGGUGCUGUGGCCAAGAUUAUCACAAAUGCCCCUUGCGAUAGCCAGCCCUUGACGGCUUUUCAGUAUUUCGAGAACAUCCGCAACUUCUUAGUUGCUGUGAACAAAAUGAAGCUGCCGAGUUUUGAGGCAUCUGAUUUAGAUAAGGACAGCCUUGAUGCUGGGACGGUGGGCAAGAUUGUGGACUGUGUAAUUUCAUUGAAGUCUUACCAUGAAUGGAAGCAAGCCGGCGGAGCCAAUGGGCCUAUCAAGUACAUGAAAUCACCUCUUGCAGUGCGUUCUUCACAGCUUCAAUCUGAAAAUGUUGCUUUGGGACCUUCUCCUUCCCAAAAGCGUCUAGACUUGACAGAGGCUGAUGCUGACACACAGCCAUUUCAAAAUGUAGAUCCUAACAUGAAAGAGGCAGUGGAGAAACUUAAGAAAGUUAUAGUAGAUUCUAUGUUGAGUUACAAGGAAAAUUUUGACCAAGACAUUCUGAAGAAGGAUCCAACAAAGCUUAUAGGUGCUGUUUUGGCAAACCAGCUGGGAAAAGAACAGCUUUUAUCUCCAGAAAAGCUUAUAACGGAGAAUGCGCCAACUCAUUGUAUUGAGCAUUCCAGCUCACAGAUCGAGAACAAACAGUUGCUGUUGCAAGCACAUGAAACUGAACUUUUGGACCUCAAGAAAAUGUUUCAAGAUGUUAAAGUCAACUUCAGGUCAUUGCAGACCCAAUUUCUAGAUGACAUGGCCAAAUUAGGUGAAAAUAUCCAAGAUCUUUCCAAAGCUGCCCUUGGCUAUAACCAAGCUGUAAAAGAAAACAGAAACUUGUAUAACAUGCUUCAAGAACUGCGAGGAAAUAUCCGAGUCUUCUGCCGGAUAAGGCCACUUCUUAAUUCAGAGUCUAUUUCUUCAAUCGAACAUGUUGGAAGCGAUGGCUCAGUGAUGGUCUAUGAUCCAGUUAAACCACAAAGUGCACGUAAAAUCUUCCAGUUCAACAAAGUUUUUGGGCCAACAACUACUCAAGAUGAGGUGUAUAAGGAGACACAACCUUUUGUUAGAUCCGUCAUGGAUGGAUAUAACGUAUGCAUAUUUGCUUACGGGCAGACAGGUUCCGGCAAAACCCAUACAAUGUGUGGUCCAUCUGGUGGGCUGUCCAAGGAUUUUGGAAUUAAUUACAUGGCCUUGAAUGAUCUCUUCAACAUAUCAACUUCUAGAGAGGAUGUCAAGUAUGAUAUACGGGUGCAGAUGGUUGAAAUAUACAAUGAACAAGUUCGUGAUCUUCUAAAUGAGGACAGAUCAAGCACAAAAUUAGAUAUAAGGGCUUCCUUGAACAAUGGUCUAUUGAACCUUCCAGAUGCAAAGAUCUACCCAGUGCAGUCCCCUUCUGAUGUUAUCAAUUUGAUGCAGCUGGGUGAAAAGCACCGAGCUUCCGGAUCAACAGCAAUAAACCAUAGAAGCAGUCGUUCCCACAGUAUCUUAACUGUUCAUGUAAAUGGAAAGGACAUUGCUGGCAAUGUGAGCCGUAGCAGUUUGCACUUGGUGGAUCUUGCAGGAAGCGAAAGGAUUGAUAGGUCAGAAGCCACAGGAGACAGAUUGAAGGAGGCUCAGCAUAUUAACAAGUCACUCUCCUGCCUUGGAGAUGUCAUCAACGCAUUAGCUCAGAAGAACUCUCACAUUCCUUACAGAAAUAGUAAACUCACCCAACUACUUCAGAGUUCAUUAGGGGGGAAUGCAAAAACGCUAAUGUUCGCCCACAUAAGUCCAGAAGCAGAAUCUUGUGCAGAAACCCUUAGUACACUGAAAUUUGCUCAGAGGGCUUCUACUGUAGAACUUGGAACUGCACAUGCAAACAAAGAAAGCAGUGAAAUAAGAGAGCUUAAAGAACAGGUAGACACUCUGAAAAAGGCAUUAGCAAACAAAGAACUGGAAAAAUCAUCUCUGAAACUGAAGGAAAAUGCAACCACAAGUGAGAGAACAAAGCAAGUACUGGAUCGCACCCCCCCUAGGCCACGGAGAUUAAGCCUAGAGAAUGCUAGUUCUGGUAAAGCCAAGAUGCCAGAAAGAAAGAUACUGAAAUCGCCUCGUUCAGCUAUGGGUAUAACUCAUGACAAGGAAUGCAACUCUGAUGGCUUCCGUCACACCAGCCACCAUGAAUCACUACUACAGAUGCCAGCGACAUGCGCUGAAGAUCUUGUUAGAGAGGAGGAGAAGAUAAUUUGUACAGUUGAUACAGUGGAAUUUUGUCAGCUACCCCCUGAAGCUUAUAAUCUACUUAAGCAAUCAGGAUUAAAUACUCCAGAGGCAGCACUAUGUAGGUCAAGGAACCUGUGCACUGAAGCAAGUUGCGGUGAUGCUCCGUCUUCCACCGCCAAAUUGGAGAAAAUAAUGACAGGUACUGCAGUGAAGAAAGGAUCUCAUCUAAGGAAGUCAAUUCAAAGCAGCAUAGGGAGAUUGAUUCAUGGCACUGAAAGAAGAAACGUGCAACAUUCAGCACAAGGGACUCCAACUAAAAUCACAGCCAAUGCGUGCCAUAAUAUUGCCUCCCCAGUUACAGCUGAUAUUAGGUUAAGGAGAAGACAGUCACUGACAGGUAUGCCACCACCGCCAACUAUGUCACGCAGAUCUUCUCUUGGAGGGAAGUCGGAUACAAGUAUAAGAAAUAGUCAAACCACCAGUGCAUGUGCUGCCAGCAAGUACAAGCCACUGCCAUUCUCCUGGAUCCCAUGGCCUGAACAAGGUUCAAACGACAAAAGAGGUGCCAAAACACCACCUCCAGUGAACUCGGCAGCGAAGGCGAAAAGAUGGCUUUGAAUCUGAAGCAAGACUGUCAGAAAAUUUUGACUCCCAGCAGAGCUCGAGGCAGACACCUAAUAUUCGUGUCAUCAGUUAACUACAGUUUUAGGCUUUGGGUGGUGGUUACAUUCUUUGUAACAGCUGAAACAUUAGUUGUACAAGGGGAAGGGUGCGUUUUUGUUGUAUUCUGAACUUCUAUAUGGAGCAACUCUUCUAGGAUGGAGCAACUCACUUGUUCGAUACAUUAGUAGUACUUCGUUCAACUUAA